UUAGUCAAUCGCUUUGGAGCGACGGAGGUGUUUUAUUAGCAUAAAAAAUGCCUAAUCAUUUUAUUAUUUCCAUUGUGCUUUCUGCAUUUAUUUAUAGUCUUCAAGCAUCAGCUGAUGAUGUACAGUAUGCUGAAAAACCUUUCUUGUUGAAACAAAAGUUUCUCUUCGAAAUUGUGCGGCACAUUUAUCAACCGAUGGAAAUUGAAGAAUACCUGCCAUAUGCCAAGAGCUGGGUCACAGAUGAGUCGAAAUACAAAGACUACGGCGUAGCUACUCGUUUUUAUCAGUUGUACAAAAAUGGUUUUCUGCAAAAAGGACAAACGUUCACCAUAUUCAACUAUUGGAAUCUUCAGCAAACGCGUGCGCUGUUCCAAUUUUUCUACAGUUCAGCCGAUUGGGUUACCUACCAGAAGAAUGUAAUUUGGGCGCGUGAGAACACCAAUGAGGGAAUGUUUCUAUGCGCACUCAUGCUCUCCGUGAUACACCGGAAGGAUCUACAGGGGUUGGAACUACCGGUUAUCUACGAAAUGGAUCCAUAUUUGUUCUUCAAUGCUGAUUUAAUUCAUGAUGCCACGGUACGUAUUGUACUUGAACCGGAAUAUGGAUUUUACGAGGGCAAUGUUAGAAAUGCAGCACUUAACAACUUCACCACAAAAAUGCGUAAUCACAGGGAAGAUGCGUUAGAUUAUUACACCGAAGAUAUAGGCAUGAACGCUUAUUAUUACUAUUUCAUGCUAGAAUAUCCAGCAUUUCUUGGAGGCGAUGAAAUGGGUUUGAACAAGGAUCGUCGCGGGGAACUUUUCUUGUACAUGCAUCAGCAAUUGCUCGCUCGCUACUAUCUGGAACGUCAAUCAAACUCACUAGGACCUAUUGAAGAGUUGAAUUGGAGAUUUCCUUUGAAAACGGGGUACCAGUCAUUGCUAAGGUACUGGAAUGGCGUUUCUGUUCGAUCAAGAGAGAAUAAUUUCAAUCUGGAUAGGAGGCAUGCAACCAACUUACAACAUGUACUAAAUUAUGAGCAACGCAUAAGGGACACGAUUGAUAAGGGAUAUUACGUGCUGGCGAAUGGCUCCAGAGUUGAUCUGCGCACAAGUGAGGCUAUCGAUGUGAUAGGUAAUAUGAUCGAUGGAAAUGGGGACAGUAUUGAUCCUGACUACUUCAAGGCGUUUGACGAGUACGUUCGGGUGAUUUUUUCUCAAAGUGAUUAUGAUCAACCAGCCGAAAGUGUGUGGCCGGGAGUUACAAUGCACUAUGAAAGUUCGAUGCGAGAUCCAAUUUUCUACGAAUACUUGGAAAGAAAUCUCGAGUUGAACUGGCGCUACAAGCACUAUCUGCCAGCAUACACUUACGAUGAGUUGAACUUUGCGGGUGUUGUAAUUGAAGAUGUAACGAUUGAUAAGUUGGUUACUUAUUUCGAAUAUUUUAACGCUGAUAUCAGUAAUGGCCUGCCAUUCAGGUAUGACAGAUCUAAGGAACAGUCCACUUGGAAUUUCACCGUGUUUGGCAGGCAAAAACGUCUUAAUCACAAACCGUUCAACUAUACCUUGACGGUUCAAUCCGCAAUCGUUGGUAAAGGUGUGAUCCGCAUGUACAUGGGCCCCAAAUUCAACAGUCUCAGGCAGCUGCAGUUAUUGAAAAAAUACUAUGUAGAAACAGAUCAAUACGUAGUGGAUUUGGUAAACGGUAUAAACAUCAUCCAGCGAAGAACGAAGGAUUUCGUUUUCAAUAACCGUGACCGCACGACGUACACCGUACAGUAUAAACGUGUUUUACGCGCACUGAGUGGCGAGGAACCGUUCGAGUUUAAUAUGUCGGACGCACAUUGUGGCUGGCCUGAUAGACUGCUACUUCCUAGAGGUCUUUCCGCUGGAUUUGAUAUCACAUUCUUCUUCGUGAUAUCGCCAUAUCAAGCACCUAAGGUGCAGCAACUUUCUACCUUUGAACAUCCUAUCAGCUGUGGUGUUGGUACAGGAUCCAGGUAUAUUGAUGAUUUUCCGUUUGGAUUUCCCUUCGAUCGAACCUUGGACGUUGGGUUCUUCAAAGCGAAAAAUAUGAUUUUUGAAAAUGUAACUAUUUAUCACAUCGAUGGUACCAGGUUGAACCUGAACUGACAGUUGUCAGUGGCUGCGAUGGAGGCUUUUGUUUUAUUAGUGUUGGAGACGACUGUAUUUGUCGGACUGCCCUCCCUCCCACGAAGCUGAGCUCCCGAAGGAAAGUUUCUGUCACUACGACGAUGCUGGUAGGCGCGUAUAUGACAGGAGAAGAACAAUGGUCAUUGUUCAUUUUUGGCUACCGUUUUAUCCAGUCGUCGAGUCACGUUGUUUUAGGCAAUAAUAAAUGUUAAUUUUGUUCUGGUAAAUUCGCGUUCGACAUACCGUAUUGUGAACACACCCGUGCGAUACAAAAGUUAGGAACAAACGUAAACGAUAUUGUUAUAAGAAAAUGGAUCCUAAUAGAACAAAAAAUGUCCACUAUUUUUUUUAUCAUGCAUGGCUUCCACCAUUUCCCAGUUUCUAGCGGAC
This is a messenger RNA of Wyeomyia smithii (pitcher-plant mosquito), 2522 nucleotides long. RefSeq names its product hexamerin-1.1-like. Lineage: Eukaryota; Metazoa; Arthropoda; Insecta; Diptera; Culicidae. The coding region runs from base 48 to 2111 and encodes 687 amino acids. The record is from RefSeq and is a predicted model, not a curated record. The transcript has 3 exons.